CGAAAGCAGAUUCAUUUCAAUUGAUAUAUAUCUAACACGAGAGAAACAGAUAAGCUCUUUCUGGCUUAGUUGUUACUGGAAAAAUUAGUAUUUGAAAGGUUUUAGUAGAAGAAUUACAGAAGGUAAAUUUAUGCUUACUAAAUUUGUUUGAAGACCUUCUUCAAACUGUUCCAGUCCAGUUGAAACUGAGCAAAAGAAUUUUAUUCUCCGCAAUUUUGAUCGAAUAUUAUCUUGAGCAAUUAUCUCUUCAAGCAAAAAGGAGAAAAAUAAAGAAAAUCAUGUCACUCAAAAUUUUAACUUCGGAACAAUAAAGGUCCAGUUGAAUGAAUCAUGGUAUUGUCAGUCUUUGCAUUAUUCUAGCCUAGUUGCAAUUGAUUUAAUUUUGGCGCCAAAAAUAUUCACAGUGUGAUAGUUCAAACCUCACUUCACCGAAUUUUGUCACCGGUUUUCAGGCCCAAAUGAAACUGAGAGUAUCUUUGAACUAGGUAUCUUGACAUCAUAACAAUCCAACUGCCGCCCAGAGAACUUUGCAUCCAGUAAUCUUCACAUCAUCACAAUCCAAUUUCAGUCUAAAGAACUUUGCAUCUAGUAAUCUUCAUAUCAACACAAUUAAACUGCAGUCUAAAGAAUUUUGCAUCUAGUAAUCUUCAUAUCAACACAAUCAAAUUGCAGUCUAAAGAAUUUUGCAUCUAGUAAUCUUCAUAUCAACACAAUCAAAUUGCAGUCUAAAGAAUUUUGCAUCCAGUAAUAUUCAUAUCAUCACAAUCCAAUUUCAGUCUAAAGGACUUUGCAUCCAGUAAUAUUCAUAUAAUCACAAUCCAAUUGCAGUCUAAAGAACUUUGCAUCCAGUAAUCUUCGUAUCAACACAAUCAAAUUGCAGUCUAAAGAACUUUGCAUCCAGUAAUAUUCAUAUCAUCACAAUCCAAUUUCAGUCUAAAGAACUUUGCAUCCAGUAAUCUUUACAUUAUCAUAAUCAAUUUGCAGUCUAAAGAAUUUUGCAUCCUGUAAUCUUCACAUCUUUUCAAUCCGAUUAGAGCUAUGUGAAUCUUCAUACCCGUCCCGUUCAGUUGAGAAGAUGCAUCCUAUGCAACUGAAUGAUUUUACAGUUAUUUUCAGGCGAUUGCUCGCACCAUGCAUUCGGAAACGCCGCUUGCUGUUGUCCAUAGUCAUUUUGUACGGCAUCGCUACCUACUUUUUACGGGAUCAAAUAAUGAAUGCUUUUAGCCAUAUUAGUUUUAAGACUUCAGCUGUACAGACUAUCACAGAAGAAACACCCAUGAGAAAAUUAAUUUUCCUUCAAGUGCUAUUUCGGCAUGGUCAUCAUUCGCCUUUCAGUAUUUUUCCGACUGACACAAAUCCAGAAAGUUACUGGGUCGAAGGCUUGGGCCAACUCACGAAGAUUGGCAGACUCCAGCACUACGUUCUGGGGCAAUAUUUGAGGAAGAUGUACGAAGAUUUCCUAAAUCACAGCGUACAAGAAGUAGAAUGUAUGAGCUCGCUCGCAUCCCGCAGUCUCUAUGGGGCCUACGCCUUUCUGGCAGGCUUCUACCCUGCUCCACCGGACAAAAGAGUGGAUGAAGAUCAGCCUUAUCAGCCCAUCCCUUGCUCAUACCUGCCACUGGAAACAGACAUGUAUUUGCAAUCUCUUCCUAACUGUGCAGCAUCCGAAAUGGACAAGACCACGAUGCUUCUCACCAAAGAGGCGAAACAGUUUAUGUCUGGAUACGAGGAUCUUUACAGAUUUUGGUCUGCAUAUAGUGGUCUUCCCAUAGAUAACUACGGAGCUGCUGGCAGUCUCUUCAAAACCCUAUUGGCUUUGAAAACCGAAAACUUGACCAUUCCGGAUUGGGCAGUGAGUACCUGGGAGUCUCUGAAGCAAAACAGUGAUAUCUGCUAUCAUUUUCACUUUAAAACAAGACUGCUUCACAGAUUGAGAGCUGGUCCAGUGAUUGGCGAGAUUGUGGGAAAAAUGAAAGAUAAAAUACAAAAUCCGAAAUCAAAAUUGAAGGCUUACGUAUAUUCAGGACAUGGCAGCAACGUGGCCGCCGUCCUCAAUGCUCUUCGAGUGUUCAACCACCGAGUUCCAACUUAUGCAUCCACUAUUUUGUUCGAACUGCAUAAAGAAGGGGAAAGAGGACACACCGUUAGACUUCUCCUCUCCAAUGCAACUCAGCCCGAAAAGCAUAUCCCACCUCUUCACAUACUGCAACUGCCCGGAUGUGGCGAGUACUGCCCACUGGAGGAGCUAGAGAGACAAACAGCCGAUCUUUACCCUUUGGAUUGGGAAAAAGAAUGUCAGGAAAUCGAUAAAGAUAGGAUCAGGCAGCUUGUGUAUGAAUAAAGACUGUUCGCCACUUUUGCUAAAAACAGAAAUCAAAUUCAUUUAAAACAUAUUCAAGGAGUGUGAAACCAUGAUAUCUUAAUAUUUAAAGAAGGAGCACUUGCUUAUUUCGUUUAUCUGCUAGGGGAUCAUUUGGUCAAAAAACAUCAGAAUUGAAGUGAAUUGAUAAAUUCAUUUAAAAGCAACUUUAUAAGUUCUUUAGAAAAAAGAAGGCCGAACCGCUAAAUAAAGAGAGAGGAAUGGCAGCAUCCACAAGAAUGAUAAAAUACGAAUAUCAUGAAGGAAUAUUUCGAAAUAUUUUGUAGCAAGAAUACGAAUUAUCUCGAGGGAAGAAUACGAAUAUCUUGAAGGAAGAAUACGAAAUAUCUUGAAGGAAAAAUACGAAUAUAUUGAAGAAAGAAUACGAAAUAUCUUGAAAGAAGAAUACGAAAUAUUCUGAGGGAAAAAUACGAAUAUAUUGAAGGAAGAAUACGAAAUAUCUUGAAGGAAGAAUACGAAUAUCUUGAAUAGGGAUUGCAAUACCGGACCAAAAUUUCAAUACCGGUAUUCGGUAUUUUUUAGAUCUUAAUACCGGGAUACCGGUAUUAAUACCGGUAUUAGAAAUUUUAGAAAAAGAAAGAAAACACAGGUGUUUCUUUGUUUUAUUUGCCAGUUUUAUAAGAGAGUGUAAAUAUCACAAAAAAUAAUAUGAAACUUAUAAAUUAUAACAGUAUAUAAAGAAUCACAAAAAAGUAAAGGAACAACUUAUUUAUUUAAAUCACAAAAAAAUGUAAAUAUCACUAUUCAGUCUGUGGUACUAUUACAAAUUUUUGAAAUGUGAUCUUAAAAAACAUGAUGCAUCAAUUGUACUGUCAUUAAAACUGAAAAGUAAUUUCGUGUAAAAAUUACCAGCUGUCGAAAACGCUCUUUCGGCAUCUACGCUAGUUGGUGAUACUAUUAGCAAUACGCAUUAUACUUUUUUCAAGUAUUUACCUCUAAAUCCCUCAUCUUCAAAUAAAUCGAUUUCUCGUCGGA
Argiope bruennichi is the source of this 3355-nucleotide messenger RNA. Its product is annotated as prostatic acid phosphatase-like. The record is from RefSeq and is a predicted model, not a curated record. Gene Ontology annotation, molecular function: phosphatase activity. Gene Ontology annotation, biological process: dephosphorylation. NCBI's taxonomy places the organism in Eukaryota, Metazoa, Arthropoda, Arachnida, Araneae, Araneidae. The coding region runs from base 1076 to 2341 and encodes 421 amino acids. The transcript has 11 exons.